Molecule: messenger RNA, 603 nt
Organism: Enterobius vermicularis (human pinworm)
Lineage: Eukaryota; Metazoa; Nematoda; Chromadorea; Rhabditida; Oxyuridae
Source: the annotation of a GenBank genome assembly
AUGUUUAGAAAAGAAGACCAUUAUAUUAUGCCAAAUAAAUCUCAAGUUUUGUUUUAUUUGACAGAAGCGCAUGUUUUAAGAAUUCAUCGAACAGGCGCAGACUUACAGAUAACUGAUUCUAUUGACUUUCCUUUAUUUGACGUAUGGACAGAUUCUUUUUGCGCUAAAACAACCUGGAUUAUUGAAUCUUAUGGUCGGACAGUGCUGAUGAUUUCUGAAAAAUCUCGAAAUGCUUGGUGUUUUAUGGGACGAUCAAGGCCACCUUCAGUUGUGGUCACUGACUGGAAUGGUGACACAUUUGGACAUUUUUUACCAGGUAAUCCAUUUUUGGUACGGAAUACAAACACACAGACCAUUGCAAAAUUGGUUACUAAACAGAAUGCUGAAUCUGGUAAAUCAAUUUGGGUUUGCAUAUCCGAGAAAUCAGGUUGUGAAAUUGCAAAUUUGGAUAACUACUGUGAUAUAACGUUUACGGAAGUACCAGUUGCAUUCCAUUUAAAGUUGCUCGUAUUGGCCGCUUUUGUUCGUCUUGCCGCACUAAGAGUGCCAAGAUCCAAAACUUACUGCUGCUGUUCACCAGUUCCGUCAUUUUUUGAUAAAUAA